ACUGCCUUCGAGCUGGAAGAGUCCAACUGAACUACAGGAGCCAGGAGAUGCUGCGAGCGCAGCGGCGGAGGUGACAUCACGACGGUCCGGUGUUGACAUCCACGUCCAUGCGCAGAGAUGGCAGCUUGCGCGGCUGCAGACACAGAAACCAAACGCCGAGCUCUCAUUUAAUCCCCUCCAGCUGCGCGCAGCCAUCUCCAAACCCCUCUGUCUGUUUCUGCUCAUUCGCGAUGGCGCCCAACGCUUAAAGACCCUCCUCGGCUCCUGUUUUAGGUGAGAGUAGAAGAUGGGCUCUCUGAGGAUGUUCCUGCAGAAUAUUAGGCUCCGAAUGAAGCUGGACCGGGUCAGACAGUUGGGUCGCCAGUACCCCGUCUUCUGCUUCCUGCUGCUGGUCUUACUGCUGUCCACUGUUCUUCUAAACAGAUAUCUCCACAUCAUAAUGGUGUUCUGGUCCUUUCUGGCUGGAGUGGUCACCUUCUAUUGCUCGUUAGGGCCCGAAUCUCUGCUGCCCAACAUGUUGGUCUCCAUCAGACCAAAAAGCAAACCGUUCCAGCAGGAGCUGUUUCCUUUGGGCCACAGCUGUGCUGUUUGCGGGAAAACCAAAUGUAAAAGACACAGACCCACUUUGCUGCUGGAAAAUUAUCAGCCCUGGCUCGACUUGAGGAUUCCUUCCAAAGUAGAUGCUUCUCUGUCUGAGAUUCUGGAGCUUGUUUUGGAAAACUUUGUAUAUCCUUGGUAUCGGGAGAUCACAGAUGAUGAAGCUUUCGUUGACGAGCUGCGGGUCACUUUGCGUUUUUUCUCGGCUGUUUUGAUUCGUCGAAUCCAGAAGGUGGACGUGGCGUCCCUCAUCACCCAAAAGCUGCUUAAAGUUUCAAUGAAACAUAUUGAAAUAAUUAGCAAAGCCAGACUAAAAGUAAAGAGCACAGAGCAUCUUCAACAAGCUGCUCUAGAGGAGUACGGCCCUGAUCUCCACGUGGCGCUCCGCAGUCGCAGAGACGAGCUUCUUUACCUCCGGAAGCUGACCGAAGUGCUUUUUCCUCACAUCCUCCCGCCCAAAGCUACAGACUGCAGAUCUCUUACACUCCUGAUAAGAGAAGUCUUGGCUGGUUCUGUCUUCCUUCCUUCUAUGGACUACUUGGCUGAUCCUGACACAGUGAAUCAUUUAAUCCUGCUAUUCAUUGACAAUUCUCCCCCUGAGGAAGCAACAGAGCCCAGCUCCACGCUGGUGCCGUUUCUGCAAAAGUAUUCCGACGUUCGCAACAAAAAGCCUUCUGUUCUGAAGCUGGAGCUGAAAGAAAUCCGAGAACAGCAGGACCUCCUCUUCCGUUUUAUGAAUUUCCUAAAACAAGAAGGCGCGGUCCACGUGCUUCAGUUCUGCCUCACAGUUGAGGAAUUCAACGACAGGAUUUUGUGUCCCGAGCUGUCCGACACGGAGAAGAUGAUGCUUCACGAGGAGGUGAAGAAGAUCUACGAGACCUACUGCUUGGAGGAGAGCAUCGAUAAGAUCCGCUUUGACCCCUUCAUUGUGGAGGAGAUCCGAAACGUUGCCACGGGGCCGUACACUCAGGUGGUGAAACUGCAAACCAUGAGGUGCUUGUUUGAAGCCUACGAGCACGUUCUCUCUCUCCUGGAGGACGUGUUCACCCCCAUGUUUUGUCACAGCGACGAGUAUUUUCGGCAGCUUUUGAGAGGGGCUGAGUCUCCCGCCAGGAACUCCAGGAUGAGCAGAAAUAGCGUCAGUUUGGAUGACAUUCGUUCCUGGGACUGGAGCCCCGAGUCCCUUUCUUCACCCUUCACCGCCUCUGGCAGCUCUUCACCUGCAUCCUUUAACUCCCAUCAUGCCCAGUCCACGUUCACAAACUUCCCAUACGGCCCGCUAUCCCACCGCCACUCAUCGCCCAAGAGCUCGUCAAAGCGGGGCGAGACGUUCGGGAUCAGCCGCAUCAGCAGUAAGAUCAAAGGCGUGUUCAAGAGCACCACCAUGGAGGGCGCCAUGCUGCCGUCCCACGGGCUGGUGGAAGGAGAGGAUGAUGUGGUAGAGGAGGCCAUGAUGGUGAUGGAGGAUGACUCCCCCAUGGAGGCAGCCUCCACCCCCAGCACCCCCCGGAACCUGUCGGCCUGGAGCAUCUCCAUCCCGUAUGUUGACUUCUAUGACGACGACGUGAAGAGGGAACGGAUUCCCGUGUUCUGCAUCGAUGUGGAACGCAACGACCGGAAGGCCGUCGGACACGAGACCGAGCACUGGUCGGUGUACAGGAGAUAUUUGGAGUUCUACGUCCUUGAGUCAAAGCUCACAGAGUUUCACGGUUCCUUUCCAGACGCACAGCUGCCCUCAAAGAGAAUUAUUGGCCCGAAGAAUUACGAGUUUUUAACCUCCAAGCGGGAAGAGUUCCAGGAGUACCUUCAGAAACUCCUGCAGCAUCCUGAGCUCAGCAACAGUCAGCUCCUGGCGGACUUCCUGUCUCCUUACAGCAUGGAGUCUCAGUUUCUGGACAAGAUGUUACCAGAUGUGAACCUUGGGAAAAUCAUUAAAGCGGUUCCCAGCAAACUGAUCAAAGAGAAAGGACAACAUUUGGAGCCUUUCAUUCAGUCGUACUUCAACUCCUGUGAGUCUCCCAAACCCAAACCCAGCCGCCCAGAACUCACCAUCCUGAGCCCGACUUCAGAAAAUGACAAGAAGCUUUUUAACGACGUCUUCAAAAACAACGCAAACCGCUCUGAGACGACAGACAAGCGACACAAUCAGAAUUACUUCAUGGAGAUGAUCACUGUUGAAGGAGUGUAUGACUACCUGAUGUAUGUGGGCCGAGUGGUCUUUCACAUCCCUGACUGGCUACACCACCUGCUGAUGGGCGGCAGGAUCCUGUUCAAGAACACUCUGGAGGCCUACACAGACCACUACCUGCAGUACAAACUCAAUCAGGUGGUCCAGGAGCACCGGCUCGUCUCUCUCAUCACUCUGCUUCGAGACACUGUUUUCUGUGAGAGAAGUCCUCCUCGCUCGACCCAGGACAAGCAGAGCAGAGCCAAGAGGACCUUUGAGGAGAUGAUGAACUAUAUUCCAGACGUCCUGGGGAAAUGUAUCGGAGAGGACGCCAAGUAUGAAGGAGUGCGUCUUCUUUUUGACUGUCUGCAGCAGCCGGUUCUCAACAAACAGCUGACUUAUGUGCUGCUGGAUAUCACCAUUCAGGAGCUUUUUCCAGAGCUGAACAAGGUGCAGAAGGAGGCCUCUCUGUUGCCCCACUGGAUGUAGAAAUGUACAGAUUUACUCCCUGCGAGACCCUGGAUUCAAUGUUUCCAGUUAAUUUAAUAUUUGUAUUUUCUCUGACCUCUUUGCCUUUAACACCUUUGUUGCUUUAACACAAUUAUACAUCAACGGCUCAUGUCUGUAUUUA
Messenger RNA from Oryzias latipes (Japanese medaka), 3395 nucleotides. RefSeq names its product sorting nexin 14 (gene snx14). Gene Ontology annotation, molecular function: phosphatidylinositol-3,5-bisphosphate binding. The record is from RefSeq and is a predicted model, not a curated record. Lineage: Eukaryota; Metazoa; Chordata; Actinopteri; Beloniformes; Adrianichthyidae. Gene Ontology annotation, biological process: autophagosome maturation. Gene Ontology annotation, cellular component: late endosome.